AUGGAUGCCACCCUUGACGGGGUGUUCUCGCGUGUUGAGACUGCCUUCACGACCCUCGUCGACUCCAUUGCAGCCUACAACCCAUCCCUGCAGGCCGCCGGUGACCUCAUUGCUGCGGACGAUGAGCUGGCGCGCGGGAUAGAUCAGCUCGCCCAGCACCGAGAAAAUAGUGCACGCAUCCAUGCCCUGCGCGCCGAGAGGGAGGCUCUGGAGGAGCAGUUCAAGUCGUCCGUUGCCGCGCUCGCGGACCUUCGUCGCGAGCUCUUCGCGACGCCGGUAACCAAGUUUCCCGAUGACCUACGCCCGGUUCCCUUCGACGAGCUUCUACAAUUUGCAAAAAACAUUGCACAGUCUACAGUCCCUCCGACCUACCGCGAACCCCUGCCAGAAAAGCAGCCAGAAGACAAAGACGGCAGAUCGAGUGCGGCGCCUUCCAAUGCGAUAGGUACGCCCGCACAACAGCACACGCAAGAAGCAGCUCAGGACGCCGCAGAAGGCGCGGAAAAGGAAGGCGAGGAGAAGGCUGUCACCGAGGAAGAGGCGGAAUGGCUGAAGAAGCUCAAAGCGAAUGGCUUUGCCUGGUUUCCUUGGCCUGACGAGGAGAAGAUUCGACGCGGCAAUCUGAUGCAGAUCCAGUAUGUAUUGGACCGUGGCAGAGAUCCUACAAAUGAAGAUCUCACGAAGCUGGGCGAGGACGAGAAGGAUCGCAUAGCAGCAGAGGCGGCGGCGGCGCAGGCUCAACAGGGUGCACAAGCACAAGCUCAAGUUCAGGCUCAGCAACAGGCCGUUGCUCAAGCUGCAGGAACAGAACAGAGGCAACAGCAUGCGCUUCCACCGAGACCCACCGAAAAGCCGCAACAGUUCGCGGGCUUUGACGACCUCGAUUCGGACGAUGAGUGA
Didymosphaeria variabile is the source of this 900-nucleotide messenger RNA. RefSeq lists its product as uncharacterized. The record is from RefSeq and is a predicted model, not a curated record. Gene Ontology annotation, biological process: regulation of transcription by RNA polymerase II. Bases 1 to 900 code for a protein of 299 amino acids. Gene Ontology annotation, molecular function: transcription coregulator activity. The transcript has 2 exons. Gene Ontology annotation, cellular component: mediator complex. NCBI's taxonomy places the organism in Eukaryota, Fungi, Ascomycota, Dothideomycetes, Pleosporales, Didymosphaeriaceae.